Molecule: messenger RNA, 4392 nt
Organism: Gavialis gangeticus (Gharial)
Lineage: Eukaryota; Metazoa; Chordata; Crocodylia; Gavialidae
Gene: CBX6
Product: chromobox 6
Exons: 5
Coding region: 54-1274 (406 amino acids)
Source: RefSeq, a predicted model, not a curated record
GGAGGGAGUAUUAUGGGCUGUGGGAGCCGCCGCGGCUGCUGCUGCUGAGCAAGAUGGAGCUGUCUGCAGUGGGGGAGCGGGUCUUCGCGGCCGAGUCCAUCAUCAAGCGGCGGAUCCGCAAGGGGCGCAUCGAGUACCUGGUGAAAUGGAAAGGCUGGGCCAUCAAGUACAGCACUUGGGAACCCGAAGAGAACAUCCUGGACUCCCGGCUUAUAGCAGCAUUUGAGCAAAAGGAACGGGAGCGGGAGCUGUAUGGGCCCAAGAAGAGAGGACCCAAGCCUAAAACUUUCCUGCUGAAGGCUCGGGCCCAAGCGGAGGCCCUCCACAUUGGGGAUGUGCACUUCUCUGUCAAGCCUGGCUCCAGCACCUCGUCACCCAAGCUCCACUCCAGUGCUGCGGUGCACCGGCUCAAGAAGGAUAUCCGGAGAUGCCACCGCAUGUCCCGCCGCCCCCUGCCCCGCCCAGACCCCCAAAACAGUGGGAGUAUGGGCGGGGCAACCGGCAUCCGUCCUCCAGUCUCGCCUUUCUCAGAGACCGUCCGCAUCAUCAACCGCAAGGUGAAGCCUCGCGAGCCCAAGCGCAGCCGCAUCAUCCUCAACCUAAAGGUCAUCGAUAAGGGGGGGAAGACCACUAAUGGGUCAGGGGCGCUGGCUCGGCCAAAGAUCCCUUCCCGAAACCGUGUCAUCGGCAAGAGUAAGAAGUUCAGUGAGAGUGUCCUCCGCUCCCAGAUCCGCCACAUGAAAUUCGGCACCUUCUCUCUCUAUAACAAGCCGUCUGCCACACCAGCCUCAUCACUGGAGGGGAAGACGGAAGCAGAGGGUUCCCAAGCAGCCUCCUGUGGGCUGAUUGUGGGCUCCACCCCUUACGAUGCCCGCAGCUCCAGCUCCUCUGGCUGUCCCUCACCCACCCCACACUCCUCCUCUGACCCAGAUGAUUCUCCCCCAAAGCUGCUUCCCGAGACCCUCAGCCCUGCCAUCCCUGACUGGCGUGAGUCAGAAGUGCUCGACCUCUCCAUCCCGCCCGAGUCAGCAGCCACCAGCAAGCGGUCACCCCAGGGGGGAUGUGGCGGGAGCCAGACACCACCAUCAUCAUUCCUCUCCUCCUCCGACCCAGAGCAAGAGGCAGGCGACUGGCGCCCUGAGAUGUCCCCAUGCUCUAAUGUGGUGGUCACAGAUGUCACCAGCAACCUCCUGACGGUGACCAUCAAGGAGUUCUGCAAUGCGGAGGAUUUCGAGAAGGUGGCAGCGGGUGGAGGUAGCAGCGGCAGCAAGUGAGCAGCUGGAUCCCUGCACCGGGGUGGGGGGAGGCUCUGCUGCGAGAAGUCAUGGUGUGAAUGGCUUGUGGUUAGUUUUCUCCUUCUCCCCCCUUCCCUCUCCCUUUUUGUUUUUUUUCUUGUUCCUUCCUGCUUGGAGACUGGGGUGGGAUGGGGGUGAGGGAGGCUAGAAAUCUGAGGUUCCCAGAUGUCACUGCUGUGAGUGGGUGGGGGUGGGAAGCUAUUGGUCCCAAGGAACAUGUCAAAUUAGUGUGGAGCCUUGGGGGUGGGGAGAGAGAGAGAGAGUGUGUGUGUGUGUGUGUGUGUGUGUGUUUGGGGCAGGGAAGGAUCUCUACGCCACCCUACCUGAAGGUGCUGGUGAGCUUCUGCUCUUGGUAGGGAGGGGAAGGGGCAUUGAAAAGGGAGCCCAUGGCAAGUAUAUGAUCCCUUAUGGUUCUUCUCCUUGUCUUCUCCUGAGGCAGCUCCUAAUCUUGUCCCCUUUCUGUGGUAUGGAUUGGCGCUCUCCUGACUUCUGGCCAAUGAUACCUGACAUUAUCAGAAAGACAGACAAGAGAUCAGACCAUAAAGCAUUGUGGCUAGAGCCCAAUUGCAGCACGGCCCACAUAUGGGUGUCUGCUCUUGCAGUUCAUGACCCAGGCUCACUUCCUUCUUGCUCUUAUGAUUGGUGCUAACUUGGCAGUUGUAUGGGCAUUUUGAGACCACCUGGGCCCUUGCUCCUUCCUUUCUUCUGCUUCUUCCCUCCUGGAUCUUCCAAUAUGUUCAGCCUCUUUGGGACUGUUGCUUCCAUUCUGGAUCUUCCUCCUAGUGUUCAUCACUUGCACUUGCUUGGGUACAGGGCAUAAAGUAGCCUUCCUAAGCUUUUCCGUGGUGGAAGUGGGAGAACUGCACAUCCGUCCUUCAGUCCAGGGGGAGAAAUGUACAUAGAGUGAUGGUGCCCCAGCAGGGUGUGGCCAACAGGUCAUCUUGCACAGAGCUCCACCAAAUCAUUUUACUGUCCUUGCCCUGCUGGUGGCAGGAAGGUGGUCUCCUCAGUUUGAUCUGUUCGGUUGGUGCACUGGAGUGGAUUCACCUCUGCCUUUCCAAGGUCUGAAAUUGCCUCUACAAUUGUCAACCAAAGGUGCUAAGAACCUGUUGUAAGAUUUACUGGGUCUCUUACACAUGUGCGUGAGUGUGUGUGCAUGCAUAUGCUUCUCCCAACUCCCUAGUUUCUUGCUGAACAUGAUUAAAAAAAAAAUCUGAAAUUGCCCCCACCCCUUGCACCUGGGAGCAGGUGAGUGCAGCUUCCAUCAUUCCCCUUCCCCUCUGUGCUGUUAAUUUCCAAGCCACAAAAGGACUCUACUCUGUUUUGUGAACAAGCUUGGUGGUAAGAUGCCGUUCUCUUGUUUUUUUCCGCUGGCGUGGUGCUGAAUCUGAGGAAAGCGGAGACAAGGGGAAGAGAGGCUGACACAGUCCAUCUUCAUUUGUGUCCUUGUAUCUGCCUUGAUCCCAUUAUUGUGAGCGGGAGGGUAUUGGGCCCUCUCAUUAUAGGACCCAUACAUUAUCUUACCUUUUAUAUGCAUGUGGGGUGGGUGGGAAUGUGAGAAAGGAACUCUGUCCAGAUGGCUCAUCAUCACCCAAAGAGCAGAUUGAACUGGGUAGAGUUCACACUUUUUGCAGGUGGCCACACCAGAAUUCAGGUUCUAAUCUGAAAUAAGUGUCCACAGGGAUUUGCGUCAAAACUACAAGAAGUGCGAACUAAAACCAGUUUAAUUCAAGCUUCAUGUCAGCCAUCUGAGAGAUGCUUCCAGGUGCUGUUAGUCUCACCCUGUGUGCACAUUAUUAUUAUUUUUUUAACACACAAUAUUUAGCAGCUAUGUUUGCAGGGGAGUGGGGAGAAGGAGGUUUUUUUUUCCCCCCCAUUCAUACACCAAUUCAAGGCUUCCUGUAAUGUGCGUGUGUAUGCGUAUGUAUGUGUGUAUUAAUAUCUGCCUGUUGUCUUUGUGGGUUUUGAGUUUUUUGCAUCUUUCUUUCACCUUGUGCACCCAGGAUUCUCUUAUUUCUUGACAGCUUAUUCUUAUGGCUGCAGCUUCAUGGACAGGUGGCUUGGGACAGGGGAAGAAUAUCUAUAUUAGGGGAAAUAGCAAGGAGACCUGUAUUAAAAGGAAAAGUUUUUUAGAAAAUAAUUAUUUUAUGAGGCUGCAAGAUAAGAGGAACUAUUUUAUGGGGUAGAUGCAUACUGGCCAGUCACUUUUUUUUUUUUUAGUCGUUUGGUUACUGUUUGGCGUGUAUGUGGUGGUGUUCCUGUUUUGUGGUAAUGAAGUUCAGAAAUGUUCAAAAAAGUUUGUGGGAGAUAAAAAGGGAACUUGUAAUAGGAAACUCUUGAUGUGUUUUAGCCAAGAAUUGUUUACUUGGCCAAAUUCUUUUUUUUCCCCCUGCCCCUGAUGUCUGUUGCUCGGUGUUCUUGGAUAGUUUCCAAACUGAAGGGUUUUCGCCUUCCUCUGGAGUGAUGAAUAACAGGAUUGUCCAUUAGGAGCUGCAGGUGGGUCUGUUGUAGGGAACCUCUAUGAGGACCAGACAGUUGGUGACCCUUCUCUCUGCAGUUGGGAGGUGAGGGGGCUACUGGGCUUUGGAAGAACUUGCAUCCUAGAUCCAUUUUGUAUUGGAAAGAAGUAUGAUUCAGUCAGCAGAAGUAGCUAGACCACUUUUGGGUGAUGUCCCUACCUUUGGGUUAUCUGCAGGGACUGAACCUCUGGAUCUAAAAGCAUGAGCCUCUCUACUGCUUGAAUUAAGGACCAUCUCUGAGUGCAGUAGGACCCUCAAGCUUUGUGUGGUCCAGUUACCAGAGACUGAUGAAGAUUUAUGCUGGUAUAAAAGUGGCUUUAUACUCACCUUUGUGAAUUUUUCUCCCCACUCUUAACCGGGAGAUAGAAAGGAAGGUCCCACCCAUGUCCUUUAGGAAGGGCAUGGGGUCAGACGAAGGGUUUAUUCAAAAGCAUUCCCCCCCCAAAAAAAAACAAACAAACAAACAGGGAAGCAUUCUCUGUGUCUGUGCCAUGUAUGUUCUCUUGUUGUGUUUUUAGAGAUUUUAUGAUGGAGUGGAAAAAAGUGAAAUGAUUAGUUUUGCAAAAAAGAGAAAAGUU